AUGACGGAAAGUCAUAGUUUUUACACCUAUUUACCACACGACGCGCCUAAGCGUCUUCGUGGGUACAAAUAUCGCGGCGAAGAUCGUAGCUACAUAUACAAAUACCUUUGGAGUGCACUAUGUAGAUAUGCGGUUAAAUUUUUACCUCCUUGGCUAGCUCCCAACGUGAUUACUAUUACAGGUCUUGCAUUUGUAUGUAUUUCGCACGCUAUUUUGGCUUACUACAUGCCAAAACUCACGGCUAAGGACCCAAACUAUUUAUUUGAGAACGAGAUGAACAUGUCCUACCGAAAAGAAUUUAUUCCACAGCCACCGUCGUUGGUAUUUGUGCUAGUCGCAGCGUCCAUGUUCCUAUACCAAUUUCUGGACAAUUUGGAUGGUCAUCAAGCUCGGCGAACAGGCACUUCAUCGCCACUCGGCCUUCUUGUAGACCAUGGUUGUGACGCGUUCAACUGUAUCAUCUCAAGUCUCAGCAUCGCAGCAUCCGUUUCAGCUGGUCCUUGUUGGAAGACUUGGGUCAUUCUCCUUAACACUGUAACGACUUUCUUUAUGAACACUUGGGAGGAGUACUAUCGUGGCAUUCUAAUUUUGCCCAUUAUCAACGGUCCCAAUGAAGGCAUUUUGGUUGCUAUUUCUAUAUACCUAUGGACUGCAUGGAUUGGUGGGCCACAGUGGUGGUAUGAUAACACCAUCAAAAUAUCCGAGACGUGGUUACCAGAAGUUUUUCGACAGCCCGCGCCCGAUGCUGCUGUCGCCAUUGAACGUACUAUCAUCAGGUUCGUAUGCACCUUUCAGAGUUAUCUCUUUGGUUCUCAUGAGAACAGUACUUACUUUCCUUAUUUGCCUUUUAUCUUUCACUCCAAUUGCUCUGCGUCGUAUGUUGAGAAUCUGCCAAAACCGGUAUUGGUAGUAUUUAAUAAAGAUUUGUGCAUCUCGUGCGACGAGCAAAUAGUGACAUCGAAGUAUUGGAAAGGGCAUAGCAUGUUGCAGAGAAUGGUUCUUCGGCUCUACGACAUAGGAGGGCAUAAACUGAAGAUAAGAUAUAAUACCCUUAUGGUGUGGUUUAUGACCUUAGCUGCGAUUUGGACAUGCGCAGGAAACAUCUACCAGGUAUUCAAAGCUAUUAGGCGCCGCAUAUAUUUAAAUCAGCAAUGUAGCGGCAAAGAUUCUGGUAGCAUAGCUCAACUGAUGCCGGGUUUCUGGUUUGGACGUCAUUUUCCCUUUCUUUAUUCGCUCGUCGAGCUCUCCCCGCUAGUAGUGUUAGUCUUCAUGGCUAAUGUUUUUUUCUUUGCUUCGCAGGAAAAUAUAUUUCGUCAACACCCAAGAAUUUUUUGCUGGACAGUGGGGUUGCUCUUCACAAAGCUCACAGUUCAUCUUAUGUUGGCUCAUCUUUGCGGUAUCGAGUUUCAGCCAUUCCGUCGAACGUUUCUUCCUGUAUUUUUAUUCGGUCUUCACACCACUCUGACGUUCCUCCACGGUGAGGCUAAGUUGAUGCAAAAGCAGUCGGUCAGCACCUUGACCGAGACAUUUUUGAAUAACAAGAACAACCAAAUCAUCCCUUCGUGCCAAAUGGUGGGAGAACACUCCAGAUUCACAUAUAUAUUGGAUGAAAAUCUUAUUCUAUACGAAUUUUUUGCGUUAUCGGUGGUAACUUUUGCUCAUCUUGCAUGGAAUGCGGUCCGAGAAAUAGCUUCGGCUCUAAAUGUUCAGAUUUUUAGAGUGCCGUUAGAUAAGCAGAUGAUGUUGUGCCGACAAAUUGCAGACGGUAAAGCUCGUUCUAUUUCUAGUAAAAAAAACGUUUAA
Messenger RNA from Phytomonas sp. Hart1, 1803 nucleotides. The record is from the annotation of a GenBank genome assembly. Lineage: Eukaryota; Euglenozoa; Kinetoplastea; Trypanosomatida; Trypanosomatidae.